Chironomus riparius is the source of this 3345-nucleotide messenger RNA. The record is from the annotation of a GenBank genome assembly. Lineage: Eukaryota; Metazoa; Arthropoda; Insecta; Diptera; Chironomidae.
AUGGUUAUGAUUCAUAUUAAUAAUGACGCAAUGAGUGUUCGUUCGCAAAGAAGUCGUGUUACAUUUUUUGAGGACAUUGAGAUGGACUCACUCGAGCCAGAAGUUAAUAGUGUAAAUGGAAAAUAUGAGCUUAGUACGAUUAAAGAAUAUGAUAAUGAAUUUGUUAUCGCGAGUGUUGAAGCAUUUAAAGAGUUUGAUGCAACAACGGAGGUGUGCGAGCCGAAAAGAAUGGAUAUCACAGGUUCCGGAUUGCACAUUAUGCCGGAAGUGAUAUUACAGUCGAGUCAUUUGGUCGAGGAACUGUUAGCAGAUCAUAAUAAAUUGCAAGAGUCCGCAUUAAAGGCACUCACAGAGUUCAAGAAACUUCGUGUGGUGAGAGUAAGUUCAAAUUGUUUUAAAAAAUUCCCCGAGCAACUAAUGGACAUCCAAAAUUUGACUGUAUUGGAUAUAUCGAAAAAUGAAAUUGAUCGAUUACCGGACAAUAUUUUUAAAAUGGAAAAAUUGGAAGAGUUGCGGAUAGAGCAUAAUUUACUACAAAGUUUACCGAAUACACUUAAAUUAUUGAGAAAUUUGAAAAGUUUGCAAGUAUCUAAUAACAGAAUCAAUAAGCUCCCUGACUUUAUGAUCGCAAUGAGAUUUAAUAACGGUGUGGAUUACACAAUUCAAAAUCAAUUGGACAUGAAAAAUGGAACAAAGAAUGAGGAAAUAUCGAGGAUUGACUACAGUAAUCCUCCACUUAAAAAACUCAAUUUGCGAGCUAACCAUCUGAAAGGAAACAUAAUACUUGGAAAUUUUACGCCACUACCAAAAAGUAUUAGACACAUCGAUGUAAGCUUCAAUAAUCUAACAGAGAUUCCAGAAUGGCUAAAUUGCUGUCACCAGUUAAGGACACUCUACGCAAACAAUAAUAAUAUAUCAACGUUGCCAGAUAAUCUCUUUCAAAAUGAAAACGGCAUGCUGCAUACAGUUCAAUUGGCUUGCAAUAGACUUGUUAAAUUACCACCUAUGCCGAAGAAAAUAUUACCGAUGCAAGAGCUUUAUAUCAAUGGGAAUCAGAUUGAAGAUUUGCCAGAAUUUUUCUUCACUGCAUGUGAGAAUUUAAUUCUCUUGAAUGUGUCCAGUAAUAAGUUACUUACACUGCCAAUUGUAAAUGAUGGCAACCGGAAUCAGUUGGAGAGGCUUUAUGCUACAAAUAAUAACCUUACUGAUAGAGUCCUUGAUACAUUAAUCAAUUUAACGAGUUUAAGAAUACUGCAUUUGUCAUAUAAUCGUUUAACAGCACUUCCAGAGAGUUGUAUAGCUAAUUGGGCGGAACUAGAAGAGUUGAAUAUUUCUGGCAAUAAACUUCAGCAUUUACCUGAUAAUUUAUCGAAUUUAAGGAAUUUACGAGUUCUUCGAAUUCAUUCCAAUCAAUUACAGUCCACACCAGCGUUAUCUAAAAUUACAUCUCUUCGCGUCCUCGAUUUGGCACACAACCAACUUGAUAAAAUAAAUCUUAUAGUUCUUGUUUCUAAGAAGCUCCAAUUUCUUGACCUCUCAUGCAAUAAUCAACUUCAAGUUGAUGCUAAACAAUUACAAAGCUGUAGAUCUCAACGUCCAAUGAGUUUAGUUGAUGUAUCAGGCAAAAAUCGACCUUCUCUUCCAACAGUACCGAAUUCAAGUCAAGAUAUUCAAGAGAUUGAUCCGCCAUGGAAGGUUGGAUUCUCUGAAACAAGUGGAAAUGCAAACAAAUUAUAUAUUGCUCAAUUAAGACUACCCGGUUUUUGUAAUGCUGAAGGAUUAUUUGGCAUUUUUGAUGGUGAAUUAAACAAUAGCUUACCAAAUAUGCUCGUAAAAGUUACACCAAAGAUUUUACUAGAAGAGAGGACGGUAAAGGAAACAUCUAAUGACUAUAUGAAGUACACUUUAUUAUCAGCACAUCGUGAACUGAAACAGCAGGGUCAAAAAGUUGGCAUCACGGCAACAAUUUGUCAUAUUUCGAGAACAAAAGUGACACCUGACGCAAAUAAUUAUCAUAAUUACCAAUCAAAUGGCAGAAAAUUUAUUCUCCGAGUUGCUUCUGUCGGAGAGGGAAGUGCAAUUUUAAUUCGUCAAAAUGGCAUUUUGAAAUUGACAGUUGGAACCAGUAAAACGAAAAUUGGCUGUAGUUAUAACUUUCCCAACACCAUUCCCGAUCCAGAAUGCAAUGAGAUUAUUCUUGGUGACAAUGACGAAUAUUUAGUUGUUGCAAAUAAGAAGCUUUGGGAUGUUUUGACACCCCAUGAUGUUGCCAAUGAAAUUCGAAAAGAGGAUAAUGUAUUGCUUGCAUCAAAACGACUUCAGGAUGUGGCGCAGAGUUUUGGCGCCGAAGAAAACUUGAGUAUUAUUGUAGUGAAAUUCAAUAAUCUUGGUACGGAUAUUGACUUCUUGAUGAGAGAGUUACGUCAUACUAUAAGAAAAAAACCGAACUCAAGUGUAAUUUCCGGCUUUUGUAAAUGUGGAUGUUGCUGUGAAGCAAGCAAUUGUUGUCAUUCAAAUAAUGGACAGUUUACACGUCAUCCUUCAGCAAGAAGUGAUCGCUCAUCACCAAGUGGACAAAGUGAUCAAGCAUCAAUUAGUGACAAUCAAUCACAAGCGACAAAAUCAAAGGAUGGCAAUAGCUCGACAAUCGGAAGUGCUGCAUCAAAAUCAAUCAUUGGAACUGACAAGAAAAGUUUAAGGAAUGGUAUCGCAAGAGCUGUACGAGCAAGAAUUGAGGAAGAACGAGAACAAGAAUCUGAUUCUGUGAUGUCAGAAGAGCAGUUUAAAUGUUGGGAAUAUAUGCUCGAACAAAAUACACAGCUUUUAUUUGACAAGGAACUGAAUACAAUUUCUAAAGCAUUUACAAAACGCAAUCAAUCGAAUUUAAAUCGCAAGCAUGUUAGAUCAUUGUCAACAUCAACGCCAAUUAUUCAUAAUCAAUUGGAUCCUAAAUCGAAUUUCGCUCAGUUUUCAUCGAUUUUAAAUCCGCCAAAUCAUUCAAACUCAUCGCUCAAUUUGAGUACCAUUCAUCAACCUGUUGAUAUAUCCAAUCAAAAUAACUUCUUGUCAAAACAUUUUGGAAGUGCUCGAUCUUUUCAGCCACACACACAGAACUUAUUUAAGCCAAUACGAAUGACUCCGACUGGUGCACCAGCUAAUCGACCGUCAUUUAGUGGUGGCAUGCAUGCUGCAUACUUUGGAUCAUUACAACGUUUAAUGCCUUACAAUUUAGAAUAUGAUUUCGGAAUGAUACAGGAACGACCAGGACUUGAGGAGGUUGAAGCAAUUCCAGAUGCUGAAAAUAGAAUGCAACAGUAUUGGGGCGUUGCAACCACAGAACUAUAA